Messenger RNA from Lepisosteus oculatus (spotted gar), 3138 nucleotides. RefSeq names its product splicing factor 3a, subunit 1 (gene sf3a1). The record is from RefSeq and is a predicted model, not a curated record. NCBI's taxonomy places the organism in Eukaryota, Metazoa, Chordata, Actinopteri, Semionotiformes, Lepisosteidae. Gene Ontology annotation, biological process: regulation of alternative mRNA splicing, via spliceosome; mRNA cis splicing, via spliceosome. Gene Ontology annotation, molecular function: RNA binding; protein binding. Gene Ontology annotation, cellular component: U2 snRNP; catalytic step 2 spliceosome; U2-type prespliceosome.
GGCCAGCAGCGAACUGCAUUUCCCACAAUCCCAAGCGAGGGGCACUCCGGAAGAGGAGCUCCUUUCGUUUCCGGGUUACGAGAGUUACGCGAAACGAGUUCUUCGUUGCGGGCUGUAAACGAGGCCUUUUAUAUUUAAACAUUACUGUUCCGUUCGAUUCCAUAAUACGGCGAAUCGAAGAUACAAGGAAAAAUUGGAUUCAGUAGUCCGAGGACGCAAGUGAUUCACCAAGACACGGAAACGCGGGUGUUUGGGUUGUCUUCGGCCCAGCACAGCCAUGCCUGCCGGACCGGUGCAGAUCGUGCAGCCGGAAACCAACAAUAAGGUCGAUGAAGCGAAAGAGGAAUCGCCGGCUUCCAAGCCCAUCGUGGGCAUCAUCUACCCCCCUCCGGAGGUCCGGAACAUCGUCGAUAAGACAGCCAGCUUUGUAGCCAGAAACGGACCAGAGUUUGAGGCGAGGAUUCGGCAGAACGAGAUCAACAACCCCAAGUUCAACUUCCUGAACCCCAACGACCCCUACCAUGCCUACUACCGGCACAAGGUCAACGAGUUCAAGGAGGGGAAGGCGCAGGAGCCCUCGGCCGCCGUGCCCAAGGUCAUGCAGCAGCAGGCCCUGCAGCAGGCGCCCCAGCAGCAGCUCCCGCAGAAGGUGCAAGCGCAGGUGAUCCAAGAAACCGUGGUGCCGAAGGAGCCUCCCCCCGAGUACGAGUUCAUCGCCGACCCCCCCUCCAUCUCGGCCUUUGACCUGGAUGUGGUGAAGCUCACGGCGCAGUUUGUUGCGCGCAACGGGCGGCAGUUCCUCACCCAGCUCAUGCAGAAGGAGCAGCGCAACUACCAGUUCGACUUCCUGCGGCCCCAGCACAGCCUCUUCAACUACUUCACCAAGCUGGUGGAGCAGUACACCAAGAUCCUUAUCCCUCCCAAAGGGCUGCUGCAGAAGUUGAAGAGAGAGGCUGAGAAUCCCAAGGAGGUGCUGGACCAGGUGAGGUACCGGGUGGAGUGGGCCAAGUAUCAGGAGCGCGAGAGGAAGAAGGAGGAGGAGGAGCGGGAGAAGGAGAGGGUGGCCUACGCGCAGAUUGACUGGCACGACUUUGUGGUGGUGGAGACUGUUGACUUCCAGCCCAAUGAACAAGGUCACUUCCCCCCUCCCACCACUCCGGAGGAGCUGGGGGCGCGAAUCCUGAUCCAGGAGCGCUACGAGAAGUUCGGGGAGAGCGAGGAGGUGGAGAUGGAGGUGGAGUCUGAGGAUGAGGAGGAUGAGGCCCAAGACCGAAACGAGGCGCCACCAACUCAGCUGGAUCAGGACACACAGCUGCAGGACAUGGACGAGGGGUCUGAUGAUGAUGACGACCAUCUGAAAGUCCCGCCACCCCCUGACAACCCCGUGCCCCCCCCACUUCCCCCUACUCCUGACCAGGUCAUCAUCCGCAAGGACUAUGACCCCAAAGCUUCCAAGACCCAGCCGCCAGCUCCGGCCUCGGACGAGUACCUCAUCUCGCCCAUCACCGGGGAGAAGAUCCCCGCCAGCAAGAUGCAGGAGCACAUGCGCAUCGGGCUGCUGGACCCCCGCUGGCUGGAGCAGCGGGACCGCAGCAUCCGGGAGCGGCAGAUCGAGGACGAGGUGUACGCCCCCGGGCUGGACAUCGAGAGCAGCCUGAAGCAGCUGGCGGAGCGCCGUACCGACAUCUUCGGUGUGGAGGAGACGGCCAUCGGCAAGAAGAUCGGGGAGGAGGAGAUCCAGAAACCGGAGGAGAAGGUGACAUGGGACGGACACUCGGGCAGCAUGGCACGCACGCAGCAGGCAGCCCAGGCCAAUAUCACUCUGCAGGAGCAAAUCGAGGCCAUCCAUAAAGCCAAGGGACUGGUCCCGGAAGAUGACAGCAAAGAGAAGAUUGGGCCCAGCAAGCCCAGCGAGAUGCCGCAGCCCCCCAUCCCUUCAUCUGCCCCCAACAUCCCAAACCCUGCUCCCCCUGUCACAUCUGUACCUCGGCCCCCUGCGAUGCCCCCGCCGGUUCGCGCGGCUCUGGUGUCGGCCGUGCCGGUGCUGCCGCGGCCCCCCAUGGCGCCCGUGGUCAGGCUGGCCCCCAGCCAGGUGCUCGCCCCCAUGCCUCCCAUGAUCCACACGCCCCGCAUCAACGUGGUGCCCAUGCCUCCCUCGGGGCCGCACCUCAUGGCCCCCCGGCCGCCCCACAUGGUGGUCCCUACAGCCUUUGUCCCUGCCCCUCCUGUGCCACAGCCCCCGAGCGCUGCGCCCACGCCCAUGCCCCCUUCUCACCCACCCCCGCCCCUCGACGACGAGCCCGCCAGCAAGAAGAUGAAGACCGAGGACAGCCUGAUCCCCGAGGAAGAAUUCUUGCGCAGGAACAAGGGUCCAGUCGCAGUGAAGGUGCAGGUGCCCAACAUGCAGGACAAGACAGAAUGGAAGCUCAGUGGCCAGGUCCUCAACUUCACUCUCCCACUGACCGACCAGGUGUCCGUGAUAAAGGUUAAAAUCCACGAAGCUACAGGAAUGCCAGCUGGUAAACAGAAGCUGCAGUAUGAGGGCAUUUUCAUCAAAGACUCCAACUCUUUGGCUUACUACAAUAUGAAUAACGGCUCUGUCAUCCAUCUGGCUCUGAAGGAGAGGGGUGGCAGGAAAAAGUGAGCCUGGAAUAUUGGAUUUAUGGGAUUCAACAGCUUUCCAUAGACACCGGUGCUGUUUCCUUUCUGUAGGUUAACUUACUAAGUGUGUCAGGGUGAAGACGCAGAGUGGUGUCCAUGAGAUCACAUCUCCAAAGAUGCAGAAAAGCAGCCACUACAGAAGACAAGAUUUUGAUGUUAAUUUUUGUUUAUCUCCUUGGUGUAGUAAUAGUUUUUUCAAUCCUGUUUUAAAAUCUCCUGCUUUAUGUACCGUAUUUUACAUUAAUCUGUUUAUGCUAUAUUAGGUAGAAUGGGAUUAUUCUUAACACAGAUAAGAAAAAAUACAAUUUAUGAUAAAUAUAAUACUGUUUAGUUAUUACAUUUACAUGGUUAUUUUAGCUUCAAAUUCAACUUGAAAGCUAUUAAAAGAACUUUCAGAAUGUAUCACGUUUGUACUUUCCUUGAGUAGAUUAGUGUUCUGUCUAAAAGUGUGAAUAAAAGUCUCCUCAUUUUCACGUA